AUGGCAACCGGAGCGCAUAAGCUCGCCGGGUUCCUGCAGCACCUGCGCCGGUGCUCGGCGGCGGUGCUCGACAGCGCAAUGUCCCUCGUGUGCUCGGUCUUCAAGGCCUACGAGCACCACCAGGUCACGGACCGCGUGGCACGGUCGCGGCGCACGCUCCGGUGCAGCGCGGGCCAGGCGUGGCGCCGCGCCGUCGACGUUGCCGCGCGCCUCAACUCGCUCCUCGUCCACGUCGUCUACUUCGUCGCCAUCUCCUGCGUCGGGUGGGGGCUCCUCGAGGCGCUCAAGGUUCGGGCGUCCGGCAGGAGACCCCGCGGCAUCGACAUGUUCUACACCGCCGUGUCGGCCGCGACGGUGUCCAGCAUGUCCGCCGUCGAGAUGGAGGUGUUCUCCAACGGCCAGCUCCUGGUGCUCACAGCUCUCAUGUUCGGCGGCGGCGAGGUGUUCCUGUCGCUCGUGGGCCUCGCAUCCAAAUUUUCCAAGAUGAGGAAGCAGAUCAUAAACAGAUCCCGGCGCGUCGAGAGCCACGACGACGAUAUCGAGCUCGAGACCACCGGCGCCGAGGCCGAUGACGCCGACUCCGACGCCGACUCGAGGUCGAUAACUACUACGGUCACCGAAGAGAACGAAGACAUCCCAGUAGACGCGAAGAUUCUGCGGCGCAAUGCGGUGCGCUCGCUGUUCUACAUCGUCCUGGCCAUCCUCGUGGUGGUGCACGCGGUGGGCGCCGUCGCCGUCGCGGCAUACGUCUACGCCGCGCCCGGCGCGAGGCAGACGCUGCGGCGCAAGGCCCUGAACGUGUGGACCUUCUCGGUGUUCACGACGGUGUCCACGUUCUCCAGCUGCGGGUUCAUGCCGACGAACGAGAACAUGAUGGUGUUCAGCCGGGACGUGCCGCUGCAGCUUCUGCUCGUGCCGCAGGCGCUGGUGGGCAACACGCUGUUCCCGCCGCUGCUGGCCGCGUGCGUGUGGGCGGCGGCCGCGGCCACGCGGCGGGAGGAGAUCGCGGAGAUCGUCAGGAAGGGCAGGGAGGCGACGGGGUACUACCACCUGCUCCCGGCGCGGCGGUGCUGGAUGCUCGCCGGGACGGUGGCGUUCUUCAUCGCUGUGCAGGUGGCGCUGGUGUGCGCGAUGGAGUGGGGCGGCGCGCUGCGGGGGCUGAGCGCGGGGGAGAAGCUGUCCAACGCGCUGUUCCUCGCCGUGAACUCUCGGCACACCGGCGAGUCCACCCUUGACCUCUCCACACUGGCGACGGCCAUCCUCGUCCACCGUCCUCAUGACCUGAGUCCACACUGCACGGCGCGACGCGCCAUCCUCGUGCUCUCCAGUCCUCGUUAUGAUGGAGCUCACGAUCGAGGCAGUCUCCCCUGA
Miscanthus lutarioriparius is the source of this 1371-nucleotide messenger RNA. Lineage: Eukaryota; Viridiplantae; Streptophyta; Magnoliopsida; Poales; Poaceae. The record is from the annotation of a GenBank genome assembly.